AUGUCUGAAGAGCCGACCUGUUACCAAGAGGCUACAACUGAGGCUUGCUGGUACGAAGCAAUGGAGGAAGAACUGGAAACUAUUAAGAUGAACAAGACCUGGACCCUAACUGAGCUCCCAUUAGGCCACAAACCUAUUGGCCUAAAGUGGGUGUACAAACUGAAAAAAGAUUCAGCGGGGAAAGUUGUUAAGUAUAAAGCAAGAUUAGUUGCUAAAGGCUAUGUACAGAGACAAGGCAUCGACUUUGAAGAGGGAAUCGAAGCUGGGAGGUUAUUCAAGGCCCUCUAUGGACUGCGGCAGGCUCCACGAGCUUGGAACAUGCGGCUGAACAGGAGUCUGGUAGAGCUCGACUUCAAAAAAUAUAUUCAAGAACAUGCAGUAUAUACAAGAGGUGAAGGAGAAGCAAGUAUACUUGUUGGAGUGUAUGUCGACGAUCUCAUCGUGACAGGAGGUAGCACAGAGAAAAUCAACAAGUUCAAACAACAAAUGAUGACAGAAUUUGAGAUGAGUGAUUUGGGUCUCUCCUACUACUUAGGGAUUGAAGUGGAGCAACAGAAGAGCCGAAUUUCACUUAGACAAUCAGCUUAUGCCAAGAAAAUUCUAUCUCAAUUCAAGAUGGCAGACUGCAAUGCCACAAAGCAUCCGAUGGAACCCAAGACACAGUUGCAUAAGGACUUGGAAGGGACUCCAGUUGACACCACGGAGUACAGGUGCAUUGUUGGUUGUCUGAGAUAUUUGCUUCACACAUGGCCGGACCUGUCAUAUUCUGUUGGAAUGGAGAGCAGAUACAUGGAGAGGCCUACAAUCAUGCAUCACAGGGUGGUCAAACAGAUUCUCAGGUAUUUAAAAGGUACAAUUUAUUUUGGGCUUGUUUACAUAAAGGGACCCCAGGAAAUUGAUAUAUUCGGCUACUCGGACAGUGAUUUAGCCGACGAUCUCGAUGGAAGGAAAAGCACAAGUGGAAUGACUUUCUAUUUUAAUGAAAGUUUGGUGUCCUGGAACUCACAGAAGCAGAAGACAGUGGCGCUUUCAUCUUGUGAGGCAGAGUUCAUGGCAGCCACAACUGCGGCCUGCCAUGCUUUGUGGUUGAGGAGCCUUGCCAGUGAAUUAACAGGUGUAAAGCCAAAACCGGUAACUUUGUUUGUUGACAACAAAUCCGCCAUAGCUCUCAUGAAGAAUCCGGGACAGAUUGUGGUGGAGUUCGUUAAUACCGGAGAACAGCGAGCCGAUGCGUUAACUAAAGCAUUGCCAGGAGUGAAGUUAGCUGCCAUGCGACAACUACUCAGCGUCCGUGAUCUACAAUCAUGUCAGGAUUAG
Messenger RNA from Zingiber officinale, 1317 nucleotides. RefSeq lists its product as uncharacterized. The transcript is spliced from 4 exons. NCBI's taxonomy places the organism in Eukaryota, Viridiplantae, Streptophyta, Magnoliopsida, Zingiberales, Zingiberaceae. The coding region runs from base 1 to 1317 and encodes 438 amino acids. The record is from RefSeq and is a predicted model, not a curated record.